Molecule: messenger RNA, 363 nt
Organism: Racocetra persica
Lineage: Eukaryota; Fungi; Glomeromycota; Glomeromycetes; Diversisporales; Gigasporaceae
Source: the annotation of a GenBank genome assembly
AAGGUUUUUCCGAUCCUGACCAAAAGACUUUUGAAUUACGCGAGAAAGAGAGUGGAACCUUGGAAAUUGAAGGCUUGAGCCAAGACGAACAAGCCAUUUAUGAUGCUCUUUGUAAACUCGAGCCGCACGAAGUAAGAGACAAAGAUAUCGAUUUUGCCGGAUUCACCAGCCCAAAAAAGAUCAAAAUUGCCAGCAUUGAGUCUCUUAUAGCGUUUUACAUUUUUGAUAUGAUUUUUGGCACCAAUAUCCUUGGGGCAAUUGCCUAUCCUUUUCGCAAUUGGGGAAGAGGAACCGGAGAAACAGAUGUUCCGAAAAUUGGUUACAAAGAUGUAGGAGGUUAUGAUGAAGUAAAAGAGGAACUGG